AUGCUGAUGCUGACUCUUCAGGCAGACUUGGACUGGCUUUUGGAUGACUCCAUAGCGGACUUCGAGGGCAGCCCGCAGGGUCACAGAACCCACACUAAGUGGCGGCAGCUCAAAGAUCACAAAAGGCAGACUGAUGCUGGAGCUGGAACCGCACAGCUGCGGCUAGACUUCGACAGCCUGACAGCCAAAUGGAAAAGGAGGGUGCAUGACAGGAUGCCUUUGCAGUACCUGACAGGCUCUGCGCAUUGGAGGGACCUUGUUCUGGCAGUGGGACCUGGUGUGCUCAUACCACGGCCAGAAACUGAGCUGCUGAUUGACUUCGCUCAGGAGGCUAUGGCAAAGGUGCCUGGUGGGGUGGAUGGAGUGUGGGCUGAUCUGGGCACAGGCAGCGGAGCUCUGUCUAUCGCCCUGGCAAGAUGUCUCAGCGACAAAGGCAGAGUUUUCGCAGUGGAUGCUAGCGAGGAAGCUGCCGCAUGGGCAAGGCUGAAUGUGCAGAGAUACAAAUUGGACCCCCGGCUACAGGUGUUGCUUGGCAGCUGGUUUGAGCCGCUGCAUGCGCACCAAGGCCAGCUGUCGGGCGUGCUCUGCAACCCUCCAUACAUCGCCAGCGAGGUCGUCCCUUCACUGCAGGCAGAAGUGACAAGGCACGAGCCAUGGAGCGCCCUUGAUGGGGGCAAGGGCACAGGAUCUGCCAUGCUGCUGGACAUCUGCGGGGCAGCCGUGGGCAUGAUGCAACGAGGCGGGUUUAUAGCGCUGGAAACAGGAGGAGAUGGACAAGCAGAGGAGGUUGCAGAUUUUAUGUCAGGACUCUCUGAUGACGUCAAUGGCUGCAGCAUUCCAGCAUACACGGAUGUCAUAACCCGCAAAGACUUGCGAGGCGUCCCACGUUUUGUCACUGCUUAUCGAGCAACAUAA
This is a messenger RNA of Coccomyxa subellipsoidea C-169, 915 nucleotides long. Its product is annotated as S-adenosyl-L-methionine-dependent methyltransferase. The record is from RefSeq and is a predicted model, not a curated record. The transcript has 7 exons. Bases 1 to 915 code for a protein of 304 amino acids. NCBI's taxonomy places the organism in Eukaryota, Viridiplantae, Chlorophyta, Trebouxiophyceae, Coccomyxaceae. Gene Ontology annotation, molecular function: protein methyltransferase activity; nucleic acid binding. Gene Ontology annotation, biological process: protein methylation.